AUGGAGGACUCCCAAGCUGAAAUCAAAAAGAAACGUGUAUUCAAAAAGUUCUCCUACCGUGGAGUCGACCUUGAUCAGCUUCUUGACUUGUCUUCCGAGCAGCUCAUGGAGCUUGUUCAUGCCCGUGCUCGUCGAAGAUUUCAGCGUGGUUUAAAGCGAAAACCUAUGGGUUUGAUCAAAAAACUCAGGAAGGCCAAGAAAAACGCCCCACCAGACGAGAAACCAGCAGCUGUAAAGACACAUUUGAGAGAUAUGAUUAUCGUACCGGAAAUGAUCGGUUCAGUUGUUGGAGUCUACAGCGGAAAGACGUUUAAUCAAGUUGAAAUUAAGCCGGAGAUGAUCGGACAUUAUCUAGCCGAAUUUUCCAUUACCUACAAACCCGUUAAACAUGGUCGUCCUGGUAUCGGUGCUACUCAUUCAUCGCGAUUCAUUCCACUCAAUAACAAAGCCUUCCGUGCAAUGGCCGAAUAUCAAUCGAUUGACAGUAAUUGA
This is a messenger RNA of Paraglomus brasilianum, 492 nucleotides long. NCBI's taxonomy places the organism in Eukaryota, Fungi, Glomeromycota, Glomeromycetes, Paraglomerales, Paraglomeraceae. The record is from the annotation of a GenBank genome assembly.